Molecule: messenger RNA, 1060 nt
Organism: Schistocerca americana (American grasshopper)
Lineage: Eukaryota; Metazoa; Arthropoda; Insecta; Orthoptera; Acrididae
Product: protein commissureless 2 homolog
Exons: 3
Coding region: 587-1060 (157 amino acids)
Biological process (GO): axon guidance
Source: RefSeq, a predicted model, not a curated record
GCGACGCACAGUAGACGCUCACUCGUUGCCACCUGCCAGUAUGGCUCGCAGCGCCGCGCGCAUUGGCGGCGCCCCAUACCACUACAGCACUGCCGUGACGUCACUCAUCAGCAGCCAGUGCCUUCUGUGACACUACACUCUGCGCGAUUAGGAGACAAGCUGCGCGUCCUUAACUAACGGUCUCUCUCUCUCUGUCUCUCUCUCUCUCUCUCUCCUGCUACGGCUAAAGGACCGGCUCCGACACUGUUUACUUCUACCUGCGAGUGAACAGCUUCCGCGGUAUCGCCGUCUCUAGAUACGACGAGACCGUGACGGAUUAUAAAAGCGGUGACGCGGGUCGCGUCGCGGUCAGUCACCAAGCAAGCUGCUGUGGUAGUUCCGCGGCCGGCAAUUUGUGCCGACACUCGCUCUUACCGGUACUGAGGAAAACAAACAGCAGAGGACGAUUCCGCCGUAGGGCAUAGUGGUUGCAGUGUUUACGUCUGGUGCGGCGCAGACGAGUAGCUAGUGUGUCAGCCUGUGCGUCGAGUCGUGCGCGAGAGCUUCAGUGCGGUAUUAAUAGAACAGUUCCGAGAGGGAGCCGAAGAUGCUGAUCCGCGAGCUGGAGGCGGGCGCGCACAACUUCACGGUGCUGGUGGCGGAGGUGGCGUCGGCCGCCGGCGGCCUGGAGCUGGCCCUGCCCGGCGACGACGACGUGGACGGGGCGCCGGGGGAGCCGCCGUACGGGCAGCCCGACGCCCCCGCCGACGACUACGAGCGCAUCAUGGCGGACGUGUGGGUGGGCGCCGUGCUGACGCUGCUCAUCUUCAGCUGCAUCUGCUGCGUCUGCUCCUGCCUGCUCUACCACAAGUUCCGCCAGUGGAAGACCAGAGUGCAGGCACGCGGCCUGGCGGAGGCGGCGUCGGCGGUGGGCUACACGCUCGUGUCCGGACUGCCCUCGUACGACGAGGCCCUGGACCAGCUGCGGCGCACGCGGCUGCAGCUGACCCAGUCGGACCAGCCCGCCAAGCUGUCUGCCGAGGAGCUGUUCGCCACGUACAAGGUGUACCAGGUGUCGUAA